Jatropha curcas is the source of this 1533-nucleotide messenger RNA. RefSeq lists its product as uncharacterized. The record is from RefSeq and is a predicted model, not a curated record. NCBI's taxonomy places the organism in Eukaryota, Viridiplantae, Streptophyta, Magnoliopsida, Malpighiales, Euphorbiaceae.
AGCGCAACCUGUUUCCAUUAUAGGCAAAAACCCCGUCUCCAAGUAACACAAUCCCUCUCUUCCUCUCUUCUCUCUUUCUCUCUCCCAAUCUUUUCUCUUGAAAUCAAAUCUUUUUAAUCUCUCCUUUCUCGGUUUCUCCUUUCUCUUUCCGGAAAGCUUUUCUUCACUAUAUGUUUGUAGAUUUGGUGGAAAUUCGAAGGAACCGUAAUUGCUGCAGCGAAAACGACAAUGAAACAGAGAAGUAGUGGCGCUCACCAUUACUCCCCCAGGUACGACAGGAAUGAUGAGAUUGAGGUCGCUGCAAUCUUGCUAGAACUUCCUGCUCUUAUUGUUGAAUCUGAUUCCGCCCUUCGAUUACCAUUAUCUUGGGGUGCCAAAAGAAGGAGAUCUGCCAAUGAGCCGUCGUUUCUGCACGGCGUACGGUUACCGUCACCGUCAGUCCCCUCUAUUCAUGGGAGUGGUAGUGGCGGCGGGAGUGGUGUUCUGGUGAGUUGCGCGUUUGAGUCUGAAAAGCCCGCCGUCAAAGUUGGAACUUCGAGUCCUGCAACGCCUCUCUCUUUCUCUCCUAGCGAAUCUGAUGAGAAGCGUAAGCGCUUGAAAAGAAAAGCCUCUGUUAAGAAGACGAAAGAGCACUGGCUAGAGGUUAUAGAAAAGUAUACUAAGAGCAAUGAAUCACUGGCAAAGGAUAUAGCACAGAUGAAGUGCUAUUACGAGAAGAUGAAAGAAAACAAUUUGUUGCUGCAAGCAAGGAAACAAGAGCUAAGUCUUGGGUUUAGACGAGAAAUGCCUGGUUUAGAAGCCGAGAGCAGCUCGAGUCUUGAUAUGAGACUCGAGCAAACCAUAAUCAAAGCAUCUAAUAGUCUCGUUGGACAUGAGUUUCACAGUCAUCGUCAACAUCAUCAACUUGGGUUUAUGGUUGAUCAGAGACCGUUGAUCAGCGAUAGGACGGUUAACGAAACAGGAAUAAUUGCGGGUUAUCCAUAUCCAAAUGAUGGGCAAACAGUGUCUUUGUUUCCGGGUAGAAGCCAUGGAUUGGGGAUGAAGAUGAACAUGAAUGAUAAUAUGGGGCCAAGUGUUGUACCUGAUCUGAACGUAGCUCCAGGAGAGUCUGUUUGGAUGGAUUUUACCAAGCCAAUUGUCGAUGAUAGGACCAUGUCUGCUCAAGCUAGACAGAGAAGGAUGCAAAUUUGCCGGCACAAGAAGUCUAAUUCUACUACCAAAUUACGCAUCUUGAAUAGAAGAUGAUCUUUGGGAUUUUUUUAAUUUUUUUUUAUAUAUAUAUAAAUUUACUACUGAUGUAGUAAGAAUAUUGAUAUUAAUGGUCGGUCUAAUUGUAAAUUUUAGGAGAAAAUUUAGGAGUUUUUGGCCGAUUUACUCUCCUAGAUGAAUCAAAAUUAUCGCAAAUCUCGGUGCAGUGUAUUAUGUGUUCUCUAUAUUCGUGGAUAGGAUGGCGUGGGUCUUGAGUGGUCAGAAUUCUAUCAAAUAUCAACAACUGUGAUUUUAUUCUAUUUUUAUUGAUAGACUCUUGGCACG